UACCAAUACUAAAAUGAACCAUGAAUAAUCGGUGUCAAAUGGUUAAUUUGAUAGAUGGUGACACCGAAAAUUGUAUUAUUGCAUGAAUUGUUUACUUCUAAAUUUGUGUACAGUUAUUUUAAUAAAAGUUUUAUUGUUUUUAAUUGUGCUUGUUAUAUUUUGAUGGAGUUCUCAACUCAAUGUCCAGUUUGUGGAAAAAAUUUGGAUGGGUCAUUCGCAGCAACAACAAGACAUGUUAACAUGUGCAUGGAUGACAAACAAAGUUUUAAAGCAAUAGAUGUUUUGAGUUCUAAAAUAACAUCGGCUGUUAUUGACGGUAAAAGAACCUUUAAAUAUUGUCCCAUUUGUUUUAAGUUAACCAAAGUUACUGCGAAACAUUUAAAGUCGUGUAGAAGAGUUAAGGGAAUUGACACCAAAGAUUUGAUUAGUUUAUGUGAAACUGAACCAUCAAAACCGAAGAACCAAAAAGUGAACGAACAAGUUACGAGAAAACAUAAGAAGGGUGAAGCUGAUCAACCUUUAUUCAAACUCUAUCCAAGUGAUUUGGCGAAAUUAACAAAACCAAUUGUUAUACCAAAUGGUGAUCUGACCAAACUCAGUAUAAAGGAAAAAAAUGAACGUAUAAAUAAUCGCGUUGAUUUAAUCAUGUCCAACAUUGUUUGUCCAAAUAAUUUUGUCUGUAAUUCCUUUCAAAAAGAGUUACCUAACUCAUGGGAAUUAUCAUCUUUGAACGGCACUCAAAUCAAAUACGUUGUUGGUGGGUUUGAAAGAUUCUGUGGAAGAAGAAAGUGGAAACAAUAA
Tetranychus urticae (two-spotted spider mite) is the source of this 801-nucleotide messenger RNA. RefSeq lists its product as uncharacterized. Lineage: Eukaryota; Metazoa; Arthropoda; Arachnida; Trombidiformes; Tetranychidae. The record is from RefSeq and is a predicted model, not a curated record.